GUACAAGUCUAUAUAUAUGACUUAUCAUUCGGCCUUGCAAACCAAAUGUCGCUGGCUAUGUUAGGUCGGCACAUUGAAGGCAUAUGGCAUACAAGUAUUGUCCAUUUUGGCCGCGAAUACUUCUUUAGUAGCCGUGGCAUCGAAAACUGUGCUCCGGGUAUGACAGCUAUAGGUCAGCCGCUUCGCAAACACGAUUUGGGUGAAUCUCAGCUUGAUGCCGACAUCUUCAUGGAAUAUUUAACCACAAUUGGCAAUGAAAGGUUUAGGCUUGGUACAUAUGAUCUUUUCAAUCACAAUUGUAACACGUUCACUAACGAAGUUGGUCAAUUUUUGACCGGAAAUUCUAUUCCAUCAUACAUCACCAAUCUACCUAGUGAAGUUUUAUCCACACCCUUUGGUGGUAUGAUACGACAAUUUAUGAGCUCUAUGAAUGAUGGACCGGGUGGUGGAGUACCGAUUAGUUCGCCC
Molecule: messenger RNA, 468 nt
Organism: Trichoplax adhaerens
Lineage: Eukaryota; Metazoa; Placozoa; Uniplacotomia; Trichoplacea; Trichoplacidae
Exons: 6
Biological process (GO): protein modification by small protein removal
Molecular function (GO): peptidase activity
Source: RefSeq, a predicted model, not a curated record